UCCUUGAAAUAUAAGAACGCAUAACGAGCUGAAAUUCCCACGCUAUUUCACCAACAAGGACGACUUGCAUCUACAUGUAUUCUGGGUUCACCAUCACGGGCUGAGUGACACUGAGCUGAAUUUGUACAGCAGUGGUGACAAAGGAUUGACAAUGCGCGUAAUCCAUGCGAUUAUUUUACUUGGAUUUCUUUACCAGCACGGCCAAAGUGAAUCCACCAGCCCUGAAGAUGACUCUGCCAACGGGACCGAAACCACAUCGGAAAACAACAAAGUGGUUACCAUCACUGCUACCCCCGUGGGCUCCCUAGCCACAGAAAAUAACUCUAUGAUAACAUCCCAAGGCUCUUCCCCUUCCCAAACAACGGUGACAAGCUCAGGUGGAACUGAACCUUCUUCCACUACUGACGUCAGAAGCUCUACUCGCAUUAGUACCAUGCCCACCAGUCCACAACAGGUCACCAAAACCUCCCAAUCAAGCUCCACACUUUUUACCCCUUCUACUGUGACCCAAAGCCCAGUCCAAACAACCACAGCUAUGGAGCACACAGCAGUGCAGCCUGUGUCGAGUUCCACCACUGCAGCAACCACAGGGGUCUCUUCCAAGCCCAGCCCAACAACAGAAACUACGGUCCAUAUAACCCAGAAACACUCAGCAUCCACCUCCGGCAGUAUGAGCCAGCCUGUGGUGACCAGCAGCACUUCUGCAACCAAGAGCACAGCCAUAGCCCCGGGCACGAACAGAACCGGCACCACGGCUGUACAAAGCUCUCAAAAGCCCUUCAGUAUGACCUUCUCUACAGAGGACAACCGGGGGGAGGACGGACGUGAGAAAGACCUGUAUCAGAUCUGCCAGGAGCUGAUGAAGAACAUGCAGAAGGCUAAUUGCACACUGCAGGGGCAUUAUGGGGAAAACAAGAAGAUUAUUUUCGAAGGUGCAGUCAUACACGUUAGCCCUGCGUAUUUGGAAGAAUAUUACAACGACCUCAAGAGACCGACACCUGACAACUCCACCCUGACCAUCAUCCUGGGCUCCUGCAGUGCCCUGCUGGGCGUGAUAAUCUUCCUCACCACCUACACUGUGUGCCGCCUCAAAGCCAAGAGGAAGGACCAGCAACACCUGACAGAGGAGCUGCAGACGGUGGAGAACGGUUACCAUGACAACCCCACUCUGGAGGUGCUGGAGGUGCAGUCUGAGAUGCAGGAGAAGUCCGCCCUGAGCGCGGAGCUGAGCGACAGCUGGAUCGUCCCCGGAAACAGCCUGGCCAAAGAGGACAUGGCUGACGAGGAGGACACGCACCUGUAGGCCAAGCGCUUUGACCCCUGAAGUCAAGGGUCAACACGGAUAUACCACGUGCCAGUCAAAGGAUGACUGCAGUCGCCAUAGAAACACUACCAUGCCGGGAAAGCAUACGCGCUGUGUACACACGUUGGUGUUGUUCCUUUGUUAUCUCACAGACUGACCUUCUGGCCACCAAUAUAUGAAAUCAUUGAAUAUAUGAAGUGCCAAACUCUCACUUCCAAACCCAAAUUUACAAUCUUUUGGCACAAAUCUGUACCUUGACUGUCAUGUGAUUCCAAUCUGCACAAUUAAACUGAAUGUACAGUACAGUAUUUUAAUCUAUAAAAUCAAGUGUAAAAUUAUAUAUUUAUCUCAUAUGGAUACUGUGUAAGGGGAUGUGAUAAACACAUUUGCAAAAUAAUGUGUUACAUACAAUUCAAAAUGAUGUUUCCUACAGCUAAGGCUCUCUGGGUAGUGGAUUGCAUAUACUGCCACUGGGUAAUAUACCUGGUCUGGUUGACUCUCUAGCAUGAGAUCUUUCCUAUGACAUGCUUUGCUAAUAAAACAACAGUCAGUUUCUGAUGAACCAUGCAUAGCACAGAUACUGGCCAGUAUAAAGCAUAAUGCUGAUUAAAACCUGCCAAUCACAAACUGUUCAUUUAGAGACCGCGUCUGGGGUCCAGCCUACCUCUGGGAUUGUUGACUGUUUGUACCAAAAAGAUAUAUUGCCACUAGAGGUCAGUGUUCUACAGUCAGAAUGCACUUUUGUUUUCUUUUUAUUUGUUUUCUUCACUUCUUUUCUGUGUUUGCCUUACUGUAUGUUGCAUCUGCCCCAUAAAAAAUACAAAG
Molecule: messenger RNA, 2128 nt
Organism: Conger conger (European conger)
Lineage: Eukaryota; Metazoa; Chordata; Actinopteri; Anguilliformes; Congridae
Gene: podxl
Product: podocalyxin-like
Exons: 8
Coding region: 152-1303 (383 amino acids)
Biological process (GO): positive regulation of cell-cell adhesion mediated by integrin; cell migration; regulation of microvillus assembly
Cellular component (GO): microvillus membrane; apical plasma membrane
Source: RefSeq, a predicted model, not a curated record